Molecule: messenger RNA, 1129 nt
Organism: Hyla sarda
Lineage: Eukaryota; Metazoa; Chordata; Amphibia; Anura; Hylidae
Product: phospholipase A2 inhibitor gamma subunit B-like
Exons: 7
Coding region: 36-1004 (322 amino acids)
Cellular component (GO): plasma membrane
Source: RefSeq, a predicted model, not a curated record
CGAAACAGGUGAGAGAAUGAAAAAAAGGACGAAUAAUGGAGAUGGCCCAGGGUCUGAGGCUCCUGCUCCUCUGUGUCUCCCUCUCUCCAGGGCUGACACUGAGGUGUAACUUUUGCACUGGAUUACCAUAUGACUGCAAGGAGUCUACCCAGCUCUGCACCCUGGACCAGACCAGCUGUAUGUCACAGGCAUUCACAGUUGUAGAGGGUGGGAACAUCACAGAGUGGACAUAUAAAGGCUGCUCACAAGGACUUGUAUGCAAUCAGUCAGUGUACACGGAUCUGAGUUACAAGCAGACCUAUGUCAGUUCACAGUGUUGCAUUUCGGACUUUUGCAACACUGGCACCUACUAUGCGCAAGUCCCCGUUUCGGGUCUAAGCUGCUCGAUCUGUCAGGGCAACAGUGCGUCCUGUGCUGCAUCCAACCUGGCGUCGCUCCGAUGCGCUGGAGUACAAGACCGUUGUAUGACUAUCAAGACCCUGUAUGUCAAUGUUUCCAUUUCAGAUGUUGUGUUUAAAGGUUGUGGAAAAAGUAACCUAUGCGAAAGGCAGCUGGAGUAUAAUGCCGGCGGUGCCAGAGUUUACACACAGGUGUCGUGUUGUGGGUCCAACAACUGCAACCAAGGCGUACAGUCAGUGACAGUGAAUAAUUCGCUAAACGGAGUCCAGUGCUACGCGUGCAACGAAACUGGCAAAGGAGAGUGCACCACCCCCACCAACACCAUCGUCAGCUGCACUGGAAACAUGAACAGAUGCCUGGAUGUAGUAGGGUUUCCCCGGGGGAACACUCUGCUGCGGGGCUGCUGCUCUAAGGACGUAUGUUGGGGUCUUUCGGCUUCUUUGUCUAUACAAGCCAGCCAAAAACUGUACUGCUGCCAAGGGAACCUGUGUAAUAAUGGAAAAAUUACAUCAUAUUUCAGCUCUGGGUCCACUACUGCACAUAACGGGCUCCUCAUAGGCGGAGCUAUACUAGUACUUAUCAAGGGAUUAUGGACAAUGCAAUGAUUCGAGCCCCUUGGUGUGUCGUAUACCGCAACACUAUGAAACCUUUUGAGUCUACCAUAUACAAAAUAUGACAUAUUGUGAUCAAUGUCAAUCAAUAUGGUUUUGGUCUGAUUUCUGCUAGACCC